AUUCGUGAGGACUAGGCAGGAAAGAGAGGGAGAUUAGGAGUGUCUGGGUGGGUGGGAUUGAAGGUGAUGGGGAGGAAGAGGAGAUAGAGAGAUAGACUGAUAGAGAGGGAGAGAGGGGGUUUGUUUGUUGUUUUGUGUUUGGCUCAUCAUCACUCUUGAAGUAAGGAUGUCCACAGAGACCUGAAUUCAUUACUCGAGUCACAUCUACAGAUUCUCUCUCUCUCUCUUUCACUCUUUCUCUCUGUUUUUGUUGAGUACACCUGGAUCCAGAGAGUGGCAUGUUGCUCUGGAUGGGAAGUGAGACAGUGGGGCGAGAGUAAGAGGAGGAUGGCGUACACACAGUUGGAACCCAUCAAUGAGGGUCUUCUGUCCAGACUGUCUGACUUCCUGUUGUGUCGCUGGUCGUGCCGCUCCUGUUGGCAGUGGUGCUGGGAGUGCAGCUGCUGUCAGUCCACUGAUGAAGAGGUGGAGAUCCUGGGGCCUUUCCCAGCUCAGACUCCAUCGUGGCUUGUCAAUGAAUGCAAUGAUGAGAAAGGCACAAAUUCUCACAUUGUGGCUGAGAACCAUGCUUCACCUAAUCAAACAGACACCACAACAAACGGCAGGCCGACCCCCUCAGAAACAUCCCGGUCCACCUUCACCCUGGCAAACCAGCUCUCCACAGGUCUGAACGCCCGACGGCCAAGCUCCCCCGUGGUGGACGUAAAGCCGAUUGAAUUUUGGGCCAUGGGACCCCGGAAGGAAGUGGUGCAGCCCCUUCGUAAGCCCCCGACACCGCCAGAUGACUACUUUCGUAAACUGGAGCCACGUCUGUAUUCUCUGGACUCCUGCAGCGAUGAUGUUGACUCUCUGACAGAUGAGGAGAUCCUGGGCCGCUACCAGCUGGGCAUGCUGCACUUCAGCACACAGUACGAUCUCAUCAACCCUCACCUCAUCGUGCGAGUCAUUGAGGCCCGGGACCUGCCCCCUCCCGUAACAUGCGACGGUGCACGCCAAGACAUGGCCCACUCAAACCCCUACGUGAAGAUGAGCCUGCUGCCCGACCACAAGAACUCCAGGCAGACCGGUGUUAAACGCAAGACCCAGAACCCAGUUUUUGAAGAGCGCUUCACUUUUGAGGUCCCCUUCCUGGAGGCCCAGAGACGCACCCUGUUGCUCUCCGUGGUCGACUUUGACAAGUUUUCACGACACUGCGUCAUCGGGAAAGUGUCUCUUCCUCUUAGUGAGGUUGAUCUAGUGAAGGGAGGACACUGGUGGAAGGCCCUGGUGCCCAGCUCUCAGAAUGAGGUUGAGCUGGGUGAGCUUCUUCUGUCCUUAAACUACCUGCCCAGUGCUGGCAGGUUAAAUGUGGACAUCAUCCGAGCAAAACAGCUGCUUCAGACAGACAUGUGCCAAGGCUCAGACCCUUUUGUUAAGGUGCAGUUGGUGACAGGUCUUAAGCUGAUGAAGAGCAAGAAAACGUCCUGUAUGAGGGGCACCAUUGACCCCUGCUACAACGAGUCCUUUAGCUUCCGUGUACCUCAAGAGGAGCUGUGUGAAGUCAGUCUUGUGUUCACAGUUUACGGGCAUAACGUGAAGAGCAGCAACGAUUUUGUUGGGCGCAUUGUGAUUGGCCAGUUCUCCACCGGGCCGCAGGAAAGCACACAUUGGCGCCGGCUCCUGGGCUCUCAGCGCACGGCGGUGGAACAGUGGCACAGCCUGCGCUCCCGUGCCGAGUGUGACCGCGUCUCUCCGGCUUCGCUCGAGGUCACAUAAUGCUACCACCGUACAGGCACUGCAGAUAGACAUCUAUGGUAAAGAACUUCAACCUGACUACUUCAAACACAAACAUCUGGGAGUGUCCCCACGUUUUUGUGUGUAGUUUUAUUAAUAUGAAACCUCAACUAAUAGAAUAGUGGGCUCUGUCUUGGUGUUAUUUGUGCUCACUCUCCCUUACAUUACUAUAAUGGGGAGCUGUAGACGGUAGAAAAGACCUCUGUUUAUGAUGACGAGCAGAAGCCUGCUGUCCAUGUUUUCUUUCUAUCACAUUGAUACUAUCUUACAUGGGAGCUCAAUAAUCUCAUCAUCAUCUGAUCCUCGGCUGCGUUCAUGCUGCUCAGGUGUCCAGAGGAAGAGCGGCUGUAAGGCUUGGGCCGUUAAGACCAUGCCUAACCACUUGGUUUGGUCUGCAGUGUUUUAAUAAUCAUAUUGUUUCUUUUUUCAGACUACAGUAUGAUUGCACUUUUUGAAGUAGCUGGAAAUCUGUGGCAACACAGUUGGUCAUUUUCAUUUUUAAGCCAAAGCUUGGUUUGGUUGUGUUUUGUGACCCGUAUCACUGUUCUUCAUGCACAUAUUGAUCUUUGAUUGUGUUUAAGUGUUUGUGAGUGUGCGUUCGGUAAAUGUUUGCACUUACGGCAGCUGAGGUCUACAGAAACCCUAAGAGGCCAUGCAUUAUUUUAUAUAUUUACGUAUUUUUGUUUUUUGUGAUUUUUCUGUAUCUUGUUAGUGUUCUUCAUGUCAUCUCUCUAUCAUCACAAAUGUUUUAAAAAAAAAAAUGAGCAUGUUUAUUUAGCAAGGAUGCAAUCGGUUAAUCGAAGACGUUUUCAAAAAUCAUAUAUAUAUAUAUAUAUAUAUAUAUAUAUAUAUAUAUAUAUAUAUAUAUAUAUAUAUAUAUACAAUACAUACAAACACAGAUUAUUUUUUAGAUCACAAGAAAAUUGACAAAAAUGACCAAAUAUUUAAAUAAUAAUAUAUAGCUUCUUAAGGCUUCUGUAGAGGUUUGUAUCCCUUUGUAAAUGUAUUAGUGUUAGUGUCUGCACAUGUGAACAUUUCUCUCACAGCCAUGCCAAGAAGGUGCAGACACAUGCAUUUCUCUUUACGCUGUUGCCUUCACUCCACGCUUUUGCCAAGUUCCGUUCAUGUACUGUAUUAUCAUUAUCUCGGAGCUGUAUUUUGUCUCAAAUCUCUGUCAGUCUAUGAUGUAAGCCUAAGUAGGAUAUGUUUGGGAGGAAAAAUGUACUUAGCAUAAAAUCAAGUGCAAUCAGAAACAUUACUGUAUCUGUCUUCUUAAUCUUUCUUCUGUGGUUAGGUCAGUUGUAUGUUUCCGCCAGUGUCAAUGUUAGUGUAGAUGAUUCCAAAUGAUUAGAGCGCUGAUAUUAAUACGUAUUAAUAAUAAUGAAGCUGUGCCAGUGAAGAUAUGUAUUUAUUUAUUUAUUUAUUCAGAUUUGAAAAAAGCAUAUAAUAAUAGCUAUAUAAUUAUCUCUAAAACAUAUCUGUAUAUAUUUAUAACUUAAAUUGUGUACGAAGAAUUGAACAAAGCAUGUUGCAAUAUAAAUGAAACAGAAUUUAGAUGAAUCAUGAUAAAUAAAAAAAAAGUUGAAAUUACUUCGCUGACAGAAAGAUUUUGGUUUCAAGGGUGACUGUCUUCAUUAUAUUCUAAACAAAAAUGUUUAGUCCACUGUCUCCCUGUCUGCUUUGAAACGUUUGAUGAUGAGCAGAAUCCCUUUAAAGGUCUCUUUUACAGAGAUUGUAAUGUGUGAAUCAAUCAGAGACAUGCAUUAAGUGAGGAAAGUGUAUUUUGGUUGUUUCAUAAUGCAUUAAAGUGGUGUUUAUUACUGGA
Messenger RNA from Puntigrus tetrazona (Sumatra barb), 3598 nucleotides. It is a transcript of the gene syt17, whose product is annotated as synaptotagmin XVII. Bases 328 to 1755 code for a protein of 475 amino acids. Gene Ontology annotation, biological process: cellular response to calcium ion; regulation of dopamine secretion; regulation of calcium ion-dependent exocytosis. The record is from RefSeq and is a predicted model, not a curated record. Lineage: Eukaryota; Metazoa; Chordata; Actinopteri; Cypriniformes; Cyprinidae. Gene Ontology annotation, cellular component: membrane. The transcript has 8 exons. Gene Ontology annotation, molecular function: clathrin binding; syntaxin binding; calcium-dependent phospholipid binding.